This is a messenger RNA of Vicia villosa (hairy vetch), 1700 nucleotides long. Its product is annotated as lipid droplet phospholipase 1. The coding region runs from base 276 to 1328 and encodes 350 amino acids. The record is from RefSeq and is a predicted model, not a curated record. NCBI's taxonomy places the organism in Eukaryota, Viridiplantae, Streptophyta, Magnoliopsida, Fabales, Fabaceae. The transcript has 10 exons.
UCAAGUUCCUUCGUUCUCAGGCAACAACUACCCAUAACCCAUCACUACCCCACCAAAACUACCCAACUUUAUUAUCCUUGAAUUGAAAUCAAAUCUUCAAAACUUUCUUUUCAAACUCAAACAUUUUCUCACACUUUCUCUUCUCUUUUUUCUCGUCGAAAAAAUCUCAAUCGCUUCGCCGUAACUAACCAUCUCUUCCGAACUCCGACUCCAUUUCGCAAGUUGCUGAACUUUGCUUGAUUGGACUUAGCUUGACUAGACAAACCGCUCACUCGAUGGAGAAGAACGAAGUAUGCACAUCGGAGUCCGUCGACGGAAGCCGCGAUGUUUGGAGUUCCAAAUCCUCCGAUUCUUCCUCCGCCGACCAUCUCGUUGUCAUGGUGAACGGAAUUCUCGGAAGUUCUACGGAUUGGAAGUUUGCUUCAGAGCAAUUUGUUAAAGUGCUUCCUGAUAAAGUUUUUGUUCACUGUAGCGAACGAAAUGUGUCUAAGCUGACACUAGAUGGUGUGGAUGUUAUGGGCGAGCGAUUGGCAGAGGAGGUCAUUGAGGUGAUUCAAAGAAAGAAAAAUAUGUGUAAAGUCUCCUUUAUUGCACACUCAGUUGGAGGAUUAGUGGCACGGUAUGCUAUUGGGAGGCUGUAUAGGCCACCUGAAAAUGAACCUAUUCAGGAUUUGAGCAAUAAAGGAAGUAAGGUGGACUCAAUAGGUACGAUAUGCGGCUUGGAAGCAGUGAAUUUCAUUACUGUUGCUACACCUCAUCUAGGGUCAAGGGGCAAUAAGCAGGUUCCAUUUCUUUUUGGCGUAACUGCAUUUGAGAAACUGGCAAGUGGUAUUAUUCAUUGGAUUUUUAGAAGAACAGGUCGACAUCUUUUCCUUACUGAUGAUGAUGAGGGGAAACCUCCAUUGCUUAAACGCUUGGUUCAAGACUAUGAUGAAUAUUAUUUCAUGUCUGCAUUGCGCUCUUUCAAACGUCGGGUUAUAUAUUCAAAUGUGGGUUAUGAUCAUAUUGUUGGUUGGAGAACGUCAUCCAUUAGACGUGAUAAUGAACUUCCAAAGUGGGAGGAUACCCUCAAUGAAAAAUAUCCACAUGUUGUACAUGAAGAGCAUUGCAAGGCUUGUGAUACUGAGCAGUGUGACCUAACGGUAGAUAUCGGCUCUGACAAGAUAGAAGAGGAGCUGGUAACAGGCUUGUCUUGUGUGUCAUGGGAAAAAGUAGAUGUUAGCUUCCAGAGAUUUGCUGCUCAUAGUGUAAUUCAGGUUAAAGAUCAAAUCUCACAUAUAGAAGGUGCAGAUGUUAUACAUCAUAUGAUUGACCAUUUUUUGACAUAGAAGAUGUCAGUCCCCAGAGGUGUAUUUAUAUCACUUAGCAAUAAAAGCUUUGCAUAGGUAAAUCUAAAAUGGCUAAACCUGAUUGACAGACAAUUUUCAACUUUAUCUGAAAUUGUGAUUUCGUUACAGGAUGGAAACAACUGGUUUCCUGAGUUAUAAAGUUCCUCCCAUUAGUUGAGGUGAAGAACUGUAAUUUUGCCUAUCGAUGAUCCUUGACAAUGCUUUAUGUAUGUGUAUAAUAUGUAGAUAAGGAGUUUUUCACGGCUUCCAUGAGAGCAAUUGAAUCAGCACAUUUAAUUAUUGAUGUUGUAAUCUAUUUUGGUUAUAAUAUGGCUCAAAGAAAUUAUCCAGGAAUUAUAUAAUUUCCUUGAA